GUCUAUGUAGUGUUCUACCAUUUUUUUUCAGAUCAAACUUACGUAUCCAACCUAGCAUCUCCACAUUCCACUAACUACAUUCACUUUUGCAGGACCUCGCUGCUCUUUAUGAAAAAUUCUACCAAUUGAUCUUCACGAUGAGCAAAACUGUUUUAGACAUACGUGAGAAAGGAAAUGGAGUUAAAAAUCGAACUAGAUGAACAAGCAAAGCAAACAAUCAAGAUCCUAACAGAUGCAAUGGUGUCGAUGAGUAGAAAGAUGCCUCCGCCUUCAAGUAGAACGCAACAGCAACAAGAGCAGCAGCAAGACCAGCAAGACCUCUAGGAUGCACAGAUUUGUGAAUUGUGCGAGAUGGCAUGGAAGUCCGCUGAAAGCAGAUUUGCAACAAUCAUAGAACAGCUGCAACGACAAGUAGCGGACCAACAACAACAACAGCACCAACAAACUGAUGACAACACUGUACAAGCUCCAAUUAAUCCCACAAAUUUUCAAGACAUUGAAAUUGACAAAGCACAGGGACUGGAGCAAUUGAGCCAGACAAAUGAUGAGGCUUCUCUUCCAGUGGGGAAAUCCGUGCCUACUUCAAAAGAAGUGGUGGUUGAUGAACAACAAACUCAACCACAAGCACAUGGAAUGAAUAUCUCCACAACAGAAAAGAAGAGAUCCAAUCAAGAUUCCACCGGCAGGGAUUCAGAUGUGACAUCCACCUAUACCAGAAAGUCGAGAAGCACUGGUACCAGGAAAAGAAAAGUAUUCAAAGACCCAACUAUCCCACACUUUAACCUGGGUAUCUUCUCCAGUCAGGCAGACAAUGAUGAGACAACCCAGGAGAAGAACACUGAGGAAGAUAUCACAGGAAGUGUUGAUUUGGAUAAAGAUGUCAAUGAGACUAUAGAAGCCAGUGCACUAGCUUCAAAAUCAUUAAGUGAUACCAAAAAACUAGAGAUGAUUGCCACUGCUGCAGAACAAGUUGAGAAGAACUCAAAGGUGGUUGAAGAUUGGAAUAUUGCUUCUAACACGGGUGGUCUACUGAUGCUGGAGAAAAAUGAGUGUACCACGCCACCGCCUGCAAUCUCAAAGGAAGCUGAUGAGCUUGAUGAAGAGUUAACAAAGACAGUGGAAAAGAUCCUCAAUGAAAAACCUAAGAGGAGAAAUCCACCAAGAGUCCACCGGUUGCCCGAACGGUUCAAGUCGCCGUUCAUGCUGCAGAAAAAAAAAAAGAAAAAAUUCAUACAGUGGACAGAGGAGAAGAAGAAAAUGACCCAAAAAGAAGCCCUGUUGAUAGACUUUGCUUUCUUGCAGAGACAAGAAGAAAUAGUUAAAUUAGGGUAA
Molecule: messenger RNA, 1332 nt
Organism: Oldenlandia corymbosa var. corymbosa
Lineage: Eukaryota; Viridiplantae; Streptophyta; Magnoliopsida; Gentianales; Rubiaceae
Source: the annotation of a GenBank genome assembly